This is a messenger RNA of Menidia menidia (Atlantic silverside), 4121 nucleotides long. The record is from the annotation of a GenBank genome assembly. Lineage: Eukaryota; Metazoa; Chordata; Actinopteri; Atheriniformes; Atherinopsidae.
CAGCUUUAAGCUGAAAACCGGAAGUGCCCCGACGGCUUGUUCUUGCUGGUUUUGUCAUCUUUGAGGUUUCUACCAGUCAAAGUGUUGCUGGAAACAUCGAGCCUGAAGCCCGGUUGAACUUAAUCCGAAUACACGGUCGGUUUGUCGGAGGCUCUGGAGCUUUUCUGUCGUUGUUCGGCCGCGAUACGUCAAGAUGACGGAGCUCAGGCACCGCGGAGCCAAAGACACCGACGAGGCGUUACAACAGCAGGCGUCAGAGGACAAGGGUUCAGACAGCGAGCUGAAGGCGGAAAAGGAUGGGGUGUCGGACAGUGAGUCCAAGGUGGACUCAGGAGUCCCGGAGGUGCCGGUCCCUCCUGACGACACCCCCGAGGUGCUGAACAAGGCCCUCUCCGGGCUUUCUUCGAGAUGGAAGAACUGGUGGGUGCGCGGCAUCCUCACGCUAGCCAUGAUCUCCUUCUUCUUCAUUAUCAUCUACCUGGGCCCCAUGGUGCUUAUGAUGAUUGUGAGUACAAGCCGGGCCCCGAACAACGGGCAGCAUUCCAGUCCCCGCUUCUGCAGGAAAUCCCCUGAAACGAGCCGUUUUGUGUCAGUGGGACACGCAAGUUUGACCCCCUUUCUGAUGCGGCGCUUCUCUGUGCAGGUCCUCUGCGUCCAGAUCAAGUGCUUCCAAGAAAUCAUCACGAUCGGGUACAGCGUGUACCACUCUUACCACCUGCCCUGGUUCAGGACGCUGAGCUGGUACUUCCUGCUGUGUGUGAACUACUUCUUCUACGGCGAGACCGUGACGGACUACUUCUUCUCUCUGGUGCAAAGAGAAGAGCCUCUUCGUAUCCUCAGCAAAUACCACCGCUUCAUCUCCUUCGCCCUCUACCUCACAGGUUUCUGCAUGUUUGUGCUGAGUUUGGUGAAGAAGCAUUACCGUCUUCAGUUCUACAUGUUCGGCUGGACCCACGUGACGCUGCUGAUCGUGGUGACUCAGUCUCACCUCAUCAUCCACAACCUGUUUGAGGGGAUGAUCUGGUUCAUCGUGCCCAUUUCCUGUGUGAUCUGUAAUGACAUCAUGGCCUACAUGUUUGGUUUCUUCUUCGGUCGAACUCCCCUCAUCAAGCUAUCGCCCAAGAAGACCUGGGAGGGCUUCAUCGGCGGACUGUUCGCCACGAUUGUGUUCGGCAUCAUGCUGUCCUACGUCAUGGCCGGCUACCGCUACUUCGUGUGUCCCGUGGAGUUCAACAACGACUCCAACAGUUUCCAGGUGGACUGUGAGCCGUCGGAGCUCUUCCAGCUGCAGAACUACGCCCUGCCCAGCGUGCUGCACUCCCUCACAGGAUGGACCACCGUCCGGCUCUACCCCUUCCAGAUCCACAGCAUCGCUCUCUCCUCCUUCGCCUCCAUCGACUUUGCCAACACUAUCCCCGGGCACGGUGGCAUCAUGGACCGCUUUGACUGCCAGUACCUCAUGGCCACGUUCGUCAACGUCUACAUCGCCAGCUUCAUCAGGGGUCCCAACCCGAGCAAAGUGAUCCAGCAGCUGCUGGCCCUCCGCGCUGACCAGCAGCUCCACAUCUUCAACUCCCUGAAGGCCCACCUGAUGGAGAAGGGUCUGCUGCCAGCCCUGGAGGAGGCCGCCGCCUAGAGCCGCCCUCGGGCCGGCGGGGGGUGGGGGGCUGGGGGGGGUUAUGCGUCGGCUAAAGGAAAGGCGGGAACAGAAAGGACAGCUGUGGGUCAUUCCGUUUCAUUUGGGUCUGGGAGCCGUCGUCCCGAUGCUCAUUUCUGCCCGUUUACACUGGCCCCCUCUCUGUAUUAGCCGUGUCGUAACUCUGUUGUAUAUUUUCUCACACGAUUGCACUGCUCUAAACCCCCCCCCCUCCCUUACUCCCCAUGUUACUUCAGCGCCGGCCUCCUCAGAGAAUUCCCUUUUAAUUCCUUUGUUGUGAUCCUUUGUAUUUAUGCACAGAUGGUUUUUAUAUUUUGCUGUUUUCUGUUCCACUUUGACGUCGGUUUCAGUCAGCCUGUGAUCACCGUCGCAUUUGAGUUACUGAUCUUUGCUUCUUUUUUUCUCUCAAAGAGUUGGUCUGAAACAUUUUCAUGGGUCAGAGGGUCAUGUGUACGCGGGCAGCUGAUGGGACUCUGGCGUUUACUAAGCUUUAGCCCUCACUGGUGUUUAAUCAUGAAUCUAGAGAUGUCACCUUCAGCCUGAUGACCACAACUUCUCCUGCUCCUAACUUUUGUAGAAACGAUUCAAAAGGAGUCUCAGCUAUCACAGUGAUUCUUAAUUUUCUAUUUUAAUAGGCAGUAAUUAGGCUUAAUCGAUUUGUUUUAUACUUUUUACCUCAAGGCGAGUUACGGGGGCGUCUGCACUGCCUUUCAGAGCUUCUGUGUCACAGUGCACAGCGUUCAUGGUCAUCAGCGGUCACUCUGACCCCAGCGUCAGAUAUGAAGUGGGGGGGGGCUUAAACUUUGGCUCUUUGUCUCUUCAGGUUGAUAAACACUCAGCUACUGUCUGCACACUGUUUAUUCCGAGAGAUUUUACUGUAGAUUCUCCUUUUUCUUUUGAAUUUGUGCCAAGUGUGUCUUUUCUUUGGUAGUAAAAGAUAAGCCAGAGCCUCUUUACUGUCGGGUUCUUUUCUAUAUGACAGGAUUUUUAAAGAUGAAUUAAUUAUUUUUAACAGAAGUGUCAGUCCCUGUGACAAGGAGUACCUCACCUUUUAGAAUCUACUUUAGAUUUUUCCUGAUUGGUUUCCAGGUUUGGUUUAAGACACUAGAGAGGUGGAGGGUGGAUGGUUUGCAUGAGUCAGCCUCUGAUCUUUUUUUAUUCAGUCUGAUCGGGAUUUUAUGGUCCUGCAGCUCUUUCAAACUGCCAACACUGUCUAUUAACAGAGCUAUAAAGGUCAUCCCGGAGGAUUUAAAUGAAACUGUUUCUGCAGUUUGGAGUAAAUGAAGCCUGAAGUUGAAUUGUCCGGCAGAGGAGCGAGUCCUGUGCAUAAUCUGAGAAAGUUAUGGGUCCAUUAGGUUUGUCCUUGGAUAUAAAAUUAUUUUGAAAAGCCAGACGACUGCUGAGUGCUGCAUACAGGACAAAAUGGCGUGAGCAGUGAUAGGCUGAAGGCCGCCGUCCAGCCCAAACACAGCCUGCGUGCAGUAAGCGAAGGCCUCACACACCCCCGUCAAGAUUCCCUUCUUUCAGAACUGUCCUCAGGUUCCUCAGUCCGCUCCAUCCUUUGUCAGACAUUCAAAGUGAGCAGCACUUCCUGCCCGCGUUUGAAUGCCUCCCCCUCUCGUAUUUUCUGACGUGGUGCCAUUCCCGAUCGUUUCACACCGAGCUGAUCACAAGUUUCUUUUCAGUUAUUUAUUUACUCUACGCUGUUUCAGUAUUCUCAAAGUUACUCUAUUGUACAUUGAUUAAGAAGACUUUUAGAAGCCUGUUGAGUGUUCUUUAGUAUUUUUUUGUAUGAGAAAUAUCUAAAUUAUUGUCAUUGCCACAUAGGUAAAGGUAUUUAAGUAGCAGAGGAGUAUUUUCUUGCUGUGACUGUAGUGCAGUUGGGUGUUUUUUUAGGCUCUUUCCCUGUAACUGUCAUGUGUCAACUUCUGCGUCGCGCUGCGAGAAGAGUCAGCUUGAAUUCCUGUUUUGUGCGUUUUCGAGCGAUUUCCCCGAAAGAAAUGUGAGUCAGGGCAUCCCGGCGGCCGCAGGGGGCCCUGACCCCGUCUCUCAGGCUGAAUACGGCCACUAGAGCGUGCUGGAGGCCCUGCAGGCCGCCCGGCUGCUCCUGACCCAACCGCCUGAUACAUUCCAGACCAAUAGGAGGGUGCCCAGUAAGAGGGGGGAACUUAAAAAAAGCAAAGAAACCUGGCUCUUUUUUUCUUUUUCUUUAAAUCCUUGUGGUGCCACCUUGCUGUUGUGCUUCGGGACCUCUAAAAGGAGGAAUGUAUGCGAGUCGUGUCCGUCCCAUGUGCACUGUCUUUUGUGGACACUUUACUUUGUGGUCAUAGAUUCUCUUUACAAAUCUGUAUUAUUUCAGUAUAUAUCCAUUAACUGCGAUUGUCUGGAGAAAAAGCUGUAUACUUUGAUGCUGAAAUGUGCUUUGCCUUGGUUCGGAGAAAAUUAAAGGUGUUUAAAAAAACGU